This is a messenger RNA of Fonsecaea monophora, 2094 nucleotides long. RefSeq lists its product as hypothetical. The transcript has 9 exons. Gene Ontology annotation, molecular function: acetoacetate-CoA ligase activity. The record is from RefSeq and is a predicted model, not a curated record. Gene Ontology annotation, biological process: lipid metabolic process. NCBI's taxonomy places the organism in Eukaryota, Fungi, Ascomycota, Eurotiomycetes, Chaetothyriales, Herpotrichiellaceae. The coding region runs from base 1 to 2094 and encodes 697 amino acids. Gene Ontology annotation, cellular component: cytosol.
AUGGCCAUCGUUGCUGCACCACGCAAGCUAUGGCAGAAUGCUGAUCCGACGCAAACAAACAUGGACAAGUUCCGUCGCCAGGUUAACUCGAAGCGACGACUUGCGCUGAAGGACUAUGCAGAACUCCAUGCAUGGUCGAUAGACCCUCGUACAGCAUCCGACUUUUGGGCCGAUCUCUUUGAAUUCGAAGGCCUCGCGAAACAUGCGCUGCCCAUCAAAGGCUCGGUGCUGCCGCAGGGCGCAGCUAUGUUUCCGCCGUCGCAUUUCUUUCCCCAAGUCCGCAUGAACUUCGCGCAGCAUUUGUUGAAUGUGGAGUCCUUGAAUCCCAUUGCUAUAUACGCCGUGCCUGAAGGAGCAAAGACCGUACGAGCUAUCACGCGGCAAGAGCUACGUGAACAGGUCACGGUGAUAGCGGACGCUCUGAGGCAGGCUGGUGUGAAAAAGGGAGACCGUGUGGCGGCCGUCAUUUCCAACUGCUUCGAGACCAUUGUGGCUUGUCUAGCCACCUUGAGCAUUGGGGCACUGUGGUCAACUUCAUCACCAGACAUGGGUACAGAGGGCAUCAUGCAGCGGCUCGAGCAGAUCGAGCCCAAGAUUGUCUUCUUCGAAAGUUCUGUGCAUUACAACGGAAAGCUGCGCUCCCUGACCGAGAAAUACGAACAAUGCCUAGGCCGGCUUCGAAAGGUGGCUGAUUUCAAACGCGCGGUGCUGAUCAUUCGCGAUGAGCCCUAUUCCAAGGAACAACCCGACAGCACAACCUGGGAUCGCUUCUUGAGCACAGCAAAGGGCCGUCCACUGACUUUUGAACAACUGCCUUUCAGUCACCCUGGAUUUAUUGUAUAUUCUUCUGGAACGACCGGCGCCCCCAAAUGUAUAGUUCACAGUGCGUGUGGACUCCUGAUGCAAGUCAAAAAAGACUACCUUCUUCAUUUGGAUGUGCGCCCAGGCGAUACAGUGUACCAAUAUACCACGACUGGAUGGAUCAUGUGGGCAAUGGUUCUGUGCGGCCUGUGCUACGGAGGCAGUGUGGUCGUAUAUGAUGGCUCUCCGCUGUAUCCGGACCCGUUAGUCACCCUUCGCCUGGUGGAGAAGCUGAAAAUAUCCUUGUUUGGCACAUCUGCCAGAUUCUUGACCGAUCUACAGGAGAGAAACAUUUGCCCUAAGCAAACCAAUGAUCUUAGCAGCUUGCGAACUGUAUCUUCGACGGGCUCCGUCCUUCCAGCAAGGGUAUGCGAAUGGUUCUACGAUGCCGGGUUUCCUGACACAGUGCAUCUUGUGUCUGGUAGUGGUGGCACAGAUUUGGCAUGUUCUCUCGUCUCUGGAGAUCCCACCAGUCCUGCCUACUCGGGAGAGAUUCAAGCCCCCGCCCUGGGGAUGGCGAUAGACAUACUCGAUAGCGCCAAAGAUCACCCCAUCUCUCUUAUGAAUACUGGAGUGCCUGGCGAGUUGGUUUGCCGUCAGCCAUUUCCGUCCGAGCCUGUCGAGUUCUGGGGCAGAGAUGGGAAGACUAAGUAUCAGAAGGCAUAUUUCGAGCGAUUCGGAAACAAUAUCUGGACCCAAGGCGACUUUGUUUCGUCGUCGCCCAUAACAGGCGGUUUCACCAUGUUGGGCAGAAGUGGAUCGUUGGUACAUAUGCUGACCGAGGAAAUACAAUCCAGCGAUGGUGUCCUCAAUCCCUCCGGUGUACGAUUUGGCUCGGCGGAAAUCUACCAGGCGAUUGAGAAAUUCACAGAGUUCGAAGAAACCAUAUGUGUCGGUCAGCGUCGUCCCCAAGAUAACGACGAGGCUGUGAUUCUGUUCGUUAAGAUGAAAGACUCAAAACAUUUGACAAAAGCCCUGAUCGUCUCCGUCUGCUCGGCCAUCUCGACUUCGUUGAGUCCUCGCCACGUGCCAAAGUUCAUUUUCGAGGUUCCGGAGAUCCCUUACACCAUCAAUGGCAAGAAGAUUGAGCUUGCAGUCAAGCAAAUCGUCUCUGGCCAAGUCAUCACGCCAUCAGGGGCCGUGAUGAACCCCGAAAGCCUGAAAUUCUUCGAAAGAUUCGCCCACGACUCGUACCUGAAGCAGGAAGUGGAAGAGCCGAAAGGCCGGCUUUGA